AUGGCGGCGCUGUUGCUGUGCGGCCUCGGCCUCCCGCUCCCGAGACGGCGGCUCCUGGCGGCCCUGCUCCGGCCGCCGGUCUCCGCCUACACCCUCAGCAGCGGGCCGGGCCGCAGCGACGGACACCGGGGGAGCAACCGCCACAGCAUCAGCUCCGCUUUUCUGACACGUGCAAGACAUGGAACAUGGCACAGUCACAGAGGAGGAAAUGCAAGGCAGAUAUUGCAAGCUGGAAAGGGACUCCAUUGGUGGCAGCUGGUAGAUAAACGAACAUGCUGGCAUGGGAACGCAGGCGGAAACCUUCACACUGACCCUCAAAAGUUCAAAGAGGCUGGCUCUGGGAAAAUCUUGAAGGCCAUGCUAUCACAUGUGUGGCCAAAGGAUAGACCUGAUCUUCGAGCAAGAGUGGCGGUAUCACUUGGUCUUUUAGUGAGCGCAAAGCUGAUGAAUAUAGUGGUGCCCUUCACAUUUAAAUAUGCAGUCAAUGAACUCAACCAAAUGUCAGGUGGCGUUUUGAACCUAAACGACGCUACGAAUACGGUCAUCACCAUGACAACGGCCAUCCUUAUCGGCUAUGGUGUGUCGAGGGUGGGUUCAGCCCUUUUUAAUGAGCUUAGGAAUGCUGUCUUUGGGAAAGUAGCUCAAAGUUCCAUCAGGCGAAUAGCCAAGAACGUCUUUUUGCACCUGCACAGCUUAGAUCUAGGCUUCCACCUAAGCAGGCAGACCGGCGCUCUCUCCAAAGCCAUCGACCGAGGGACAAGGGGAAUCAGUUUUGUGCUGAGUGCAUUAGUGUUCAACCUGGGCCCCACUAUCUUUGAGGUGGCCCUCGUCAGCAGCCUUCUGUAUUAUCAGUGCGGUGCCCAGUAUGCAUUAAUAACCCUGGGGACAUUGGCAGCUUAUGCAGCUUUCACCAUUGGCGUCACACAGUGGAGGACUCGGUUCAGGAUCGAAAUGAACAAAGCCGAUAAUGACGCAGGUAACGCUGCCAUCGACUCGCUGCUCAAUUACGAGACUGUGAAGUAUUUCAACAACGAAAAGUAUGAAGCCGAGCGAUACGAUAACUUCUUGAAGACCUACGAAGUUUCGUCACUGAAAACCACCACCAGCCUGGCCUUGUUGAACUUUGGACAGAAUCUUAUCUUCAGCCUGGGCCUGACUGGAAUCAUGGUGCUUGCAAGCAAGGAGAUCCUAGCAGGUACCCUAACUGUAGGAGACCUAGUUAUGGUGAACGGUCUGCUCUUUCAGUUGUCUCUCCCCCUAAAUUUCCUGGGCACUGUGUACAGAGAGACCCGACAGGCUCUGAUUGACAUGAACACGCUGUUUACUUUGCUGGAUGUUGACCCAAAAAUCAAGGAAAAGAAUAUGGCGCCUGUUCUUCAGAUUGAACCACAGACCGCGACCAUCACUUUCGAGGAUGUUUGUUUCCAGUACAUCGACGGGCAGAAAGUCCUCAAUGGGGUCUCAUUUGAAGUCCUUGCUGGGAAGAAAGUAGCCAUCGUGGGAGGCAGUGGCUCAGGGAAAAGCACAAUUGUGAGGCUGCUGUUCCGCUUCUACGAACCUCAACAUGGCAACAUCUAUGUGGCUGGUCAGAAUAUCAAAGAUGUCAGCUUGGAUAGCCUAAGGAGAGUUAUUGGGAUAGUCCCACAGGAUGCUGUUCUUUUCCACAACACUAUCUUCUACAAUCUCCAAUAUGGGAACAUUAACGCGACAGCCGAAGAGAUCUACAGCGUGGCCAAGCUUGCCGGCAUUCAUGACGCCAUUCACCGAAUGCCACAUGGUUACAACACUCAGGUUGGCGAACGGGGACUGAAGCUGUCGGGAGGAGAAAAGCAGAGAGUUGCGAUCGCCAGAGCUGUGCUGAAGAACCCUCCCAUCAUCCUGUAUGAUGAAGCUACCUCAUCCUUAGAUUCAAUCACGGAAGAGCAUAUUCUCAACGCAACAAAGAACUUGGUUCAGCACAGGACGUCUGUGUUCAUUGCGCACAGACUGACGACAAUCGUUGAUGCAGAUGAGAUCCUCGUUCUGCAUCAGGGUAAAGUAGCGGAACGUGGAACCCAUUUAGAUCUAAUGAGCAAGGCUGACAGCCUCUACUCUGAACUGUGGCGCACACAGCACAGCAGAGUAUUGAUAAGCACACAGCAGCAGGACGAGAAGAGAACCAUGCCAUCCAAAGAAGAGGAGAGGAAGAAAGUGAUGGAGGAGAUUAUGAACAAUGUAAAAGGCUGUGGAAACUGCUCCUGCUAGAAAUCUGUCCGCUCGAGAUUAGACUAUUAUUGGCAUUUUGCACUGGAGUCACACUUUGGUACAUACCUAUAGAUAGACCAUCUCAUCACAAACAGUCAACCCCAAUUUUAAAAGAAACCAAACUAAAUGUUUAACAAAGGAAUUUAUUUUUGUAGCCAAAAGAAAUGGUCGAAAAAUACUUUGGUGUGUUUGAAGAGAUUACGUGAGGCGAGUCUAUAGCCAGGUCCAAAUGCCUUACUGGAGCCUGGUUUGAGAGAGACGGAUCAAGCAAACAAUUCUAUUGUGGAUUGCAUCUUGUACAUUUGUGUUGUAAAUGUACCCUGGAGCUAAUGGAUGUACAUUGCUGCAAUGUAGUGAUGAGCCAGUACUGUAUCAGUAUUAGCGUGGACCAAGGAUGCGGACUGGCUAAGAGGCUGAAAUUCUGUUUGGCGUUAGGCGCGGCAUCUUUGGCAAUGUCGGCUGCUAAUGGAAUUUCCUCGAGUAUAAUUGCACAUCGCCAAAGGCGCCUAACGCCAACCGGAAUUUCGGCCUGUGAGGUGAGGGCGAUUGAUACUGGCAGCCUUGCGUUUAUUCGUUAUCGAACGUACCUUAAGGAGAGAGAAGUAGGGUAACUAGGAUCCUGUAAAAUUAUACACGUGAAGGUUCAGUAGUUCGACACUCCCGGUACACACUGUGUUGUACGACCACGAUACUCAUUUCUUCCAAUUGGUAAAAUCUCGUACACUGGGAUUUGCUACACUGGACUGCGCCAUGUGGGGCUAGUUGAGGAAAGCUGUACACAUGGAUUGCAUCCUCACAAACUCUGCUUUAAUAAUAAUACGCACUUUGAACGUUGCCUUUGUUUCGGGUAUACUUCCAGAGCAAUUUGACUAAGGAUGGAUCAUUUUCGCGGGUUACUCAUUCAGGGUGACUGCGUUGAAAGGAAAGAAUGACAUUAUUAUCAUAUAAAGGCUUGAAAAGGUUUAUCUUUUCCGGGGUUUAGCCCACGACCAUUGCAUAACUCUGUUUUUUAAGAUACAGCCUUUUUCUGAGUUAGGUCCUUGUGGAUGGACACCGUGUACUGAAUGGGCAUGCGAUGGGUUUUCAGUGCUGUUUUGCUUUGAGCUUUUAAGCUUGUAUAUAUGUAAGGAAACGUACUCUCAUCUCCUUUUUUUUUCCUCCUCUGUUCCCUCCAUCUGGGAACGCGCCUUGCAUCUUGGCUUCUCCGGGCAACUCUGGGGCAAAGAUCAGCCAUUUCAAUCCACGCCACCCACCACUCAACCCCACCCCACCCCCACAGCGUGUUAUGAAACUAACCUCUGUGAUGCCAAGAUCAUCUUUCUAAUCUUUAGAGUAAUGCGGUUGUGCGUGAGGAGGCAAAAAUAUUCUUUGGGUUCCUUUGCCAGCCUUCCAUUUCAGAUGCUUUGAGUUAUAGGUAUUUACGUAGACAGUACUAACCUGCCCAUUCUUCGACAUUAUGAAUGCACCGUAGCCAAUUCUGAAAUUACUUUACUAAACAUUUGACAUAUUUCCAGUUUCUACACCAGUGUGUUUUUCUGUGCUUUUCUUUCCCCUGUAGGUGUGACAUGGCGGUUGUGUUAAAUAUUGCAAUGGAUGCAAAUUCUAACACAUUCAGACGUGGCCCUGGCUAGGAAUAUUAAAUUGCACAAUAUUUCCUCCUUUUUUUUCUUUUUUUUUUUCUUUUUAGCAUCGAAAUCAAAUCAGACUUGUUUCUGUCCUCAGGAUCUUGUAGCUGUUCUGUUGUCGUGCCCAGCUUGGCUCAGUAUUGAUAACGCUCUCACUACUUUGUGAGAAGGUUGCGAAUUCAGUUCCCGCAUCAGAACUACAGCUCAUGGUCAGGCUGACACUCCAGGGCAUUGCUGGAACAGCACCACGUUCCCAGAGGCAUAAAACGGAGGUCUUGUCUGCCUGUUCAGAUGGACUUCAUAAAAAUGCACAUUGACUUGCAGUGUGCUGGUUACAAAUGGCAGCAUGCAACCCUUAUUUGUGGAGUUCUGUAGUUUAGUGGUUAGAGCAACUCGCCUCGCAAGCGAGA
Molecule: messenger RNA, 4279 nt
Organism: Callorhinchus milii (elephant shark)
Lineage: Eukaryota; Metazoa; Chordata; Chondrichthyes; Chimaeriformes; Callorhinchidae
Gene: abcb7
Product: ATP-binding cassette, sub-family B (MDR/TAP), member 7
Exons: 16
Coding region: 1-2244 (747 amino acids)
Biological process (GO): intracellular iron ion homeostasis; transmembrane transport
Cellular component (GO): mitochondrial inner membrane
Molecular function (GO): ATP binding; ABC-type transporter activity; ATP hydrolysis activity
Source: RefSeq, a predicted model, not a curated record